CCGUGGAAGGUCCCUGCGAGGACGAGGUAGUCGUUUAUGCUUAGUUUGUUGAGACCUUCUGCGAAGUCGCGUUGGUAGACUAGACCUCCGGCUUUGUUGAUGAUUAUUAGGGCGUAGACAACCCUAUUGUUUGAGUGGUGUUAGUCUUUGUUUGUUGCUAGCUUUGGAAGAUGGAAACGUACAUCUUGUUUUGUGCUGGGAUUUCGAGUCAAUGAGUAUUGUUUAUUGGCCUAGAGCUGGAGGGGUGAGAACCAAAGAAGUUGGCUUUAUUGAGUUAUCAAUUGGGAAGUUGUUGUGAAUGUGAGAAUGGUAGGCGCAUUUGUUGUUUGGAUUGGAGGAGGUGGUGAGGUUCCCCGGAUUUUGACGAGGCUGCGGAAAGGGAAGCUUUUGGGAGGAGCAGGAGCUUCAAAGCUUCCUUUCUUUCACACGACACCCCCACCACAACUCCUCCUUCACUGCUCACAGACAACCGACCACCCCAAACUGUUAUCACACAGUUGUUCCAUUCAUUCCCAAAGCCAAUCUGAAGUCACGCAACUACUCUCUCUAUCCUCAUCUCAGAUCUAGCGCAAAGACUAUGGCUACCCCAGCACCGACCUCCCGAUCGCGCGAGGCGCCCCAAGGCGACGAGGAAGCUGCGAGCGAGUUGCGAUUGGGAGAGUUUCAGAAUGCGGAUACAUUGACGCAUAGCGAGGCUGCUUUGGUUAUUAAUGCGCUGGUUACGAAGAGAAAGGCUGAUAGAAAGAAUGUUAAUGAGACUGAGUAAGUUUUUGCGGUUGCUUUUGAUAUUCGUCUCUGGGAACCCAGGUCAGAAUGUGAUGGGAUGGGUAUGGAAAUUAUGGGCUGGAGAGAAGAGUAAGAACUCUAAAGGAUGGGUUGGGCUAUGUGGUUCGCGCAUGGAGGGGUAGCUGGUAUUGAUAUUUUGGGGGGUGUGGUCUUUCUUCUUAGACGCAAGAGGAUUGGAUGCUGCGUAGAUAAAGCGCGCUUGUUUCCGACUCUCUAUUGCAUUGCGGUUCUUUUGCUAUCCCCAUAUUUUGAGGGUUAAAGGACAUUUGGAAAUAUCAUUUACUAACCUUCUUCUACAUAGAAUCCUGCAAAAGACCACACAAUACCUAGAGCACUUUGCGCGUUUCAGAAAAAAGGAAAACGUCGAAGCCGUGGAGAGACUGUUGUCUGCAAAGGAUAACAAGUUAGCCAAGUUCGAGCGAGCACAAUUAGGUAAAUCUUGCUCUUGCUCUUUUCUACUUUUCUUGUUGAGCUUUCAGCUUUCUUGAAUUAUACUUUUAUAUCAGGUAAAUUCUGACACUUGGAAAUAGGGUCGUUAUGUUGCGAUACUGCCGAGGAAGCAAAAACUCUUAUUCCGAGUCUCCAGGAUAAGAUCAGUGACGAGGAAUUGCAAGAGCUGUUGGAUGACAUCACCAAGUUGAUGGGUUACGGAAAUUAGAGAGUGGAAGAUAGGGCCUCGAUGGAGGUUCUUUCUUUGUUUUCCGGGUUGGGGAGAAGGGUGGCUGGUAUUGAAAUAUGAGAUUUCAUGGCAGUAACCUUACAUUACUCUAUGUCUCCCAUCAAAUCGACCACACCCAUCUUUCUGAAAAAGCACCAGCCAGACCAGAAGUCUUCUGAAUAUAACGAUCCUGAGAGCACAGAUUGAAAUUUGAGAGAAGAACGAAAAAGCAAAAAAUUGGCAAGGCGUGGGUGGAUAUCUGUACAUUUUCAAGGCAGUUGGGCAAGAUUUGUUUCUUCUUUUCUUUUCAGGGUGUUUAGAGGAGUUUAUGGGAGAACGAUUGAGUUUGCUGCUCGGCC
Hymenoscyphus albidus is the source of this 1803-nucleotide messenger RNA. Lineage: Eukaryota; Fungi; Ascomycota; Leotiomycetes; Helotiales; Helotiaceae. The record is from the annotation of a GenBank genome assembly.